AUGACCAAAGCUCGUCAAAGGGCGCAAGCCGCCACUUCUUUGCCCAGACAAGCAGGUUCCAGCCACCCACAGCUUACACCACAGCUUCCACUUUCAGCACUCGUCAACGAUCCUCACAGCCAUGAAGUCGCUGGUGCUGAUUCUGGUGUUGGCCGCAGCAAGUAUGUCGGCUCAUGUUCCAGAAGAACGGGACUUGCUUUCGCUGGUCGAUCCCGUAGUGAUGCUGGUCCCCCCACUACUGACAACCCUCAUGUCUGUCCUCGGCCCCAUUGCUGCUGCUCUCCUGAACGUUGUCACGUCCUUAGUCGGCAGCUUGCUGGGCAGUCUGCUGGGUACCGCUCUUGCUGUCGUCCAGGGCCUUCUGGCUCUUGUUCUUGGCAUCGUGUCCAAACUGGUCAGCUGUGUGACGGCCGCCAUCAACAUACCCGUCGGCAACAUUGUGCAAUCCAUCCUGGGUUCAGUCACCAGCGCUGUCUCUACUAUAACAUCAAAUCUCACAGAGGCCUGCCUUUAGUAGCUGCAAUGGACAACUCUCCUCUUCUUGGGAUUAACCACUUCCUUACUCGAUGGGAAGACAGAAACUUGGAGAAAUCCCAUGAGGCAUUCAAACUACUCCAUCAGCCACAGGGAGGGGAUUGUGUGAGACACAAUAAACAUGGCUACAAAUAUUUUACACUUUAUGUGUUGUUCUUACAUCUCGAAAAGAGGUGUUUGUGUGUGUGUGUCUUCUCUGCGUACAGGAAGCUUGAUUUUUAUGUUUUUGUUUGGUUUUUUUUGUAACCUAGCUGUCGCUAC
Messenger RNA from Pomacea canaliculata, 795 nucleotides. RefSeq lists its product as uncharacterized. The coding region runs from base 1 to 780 and encodes 259 amino acids. The record is from RefSeq and is a predicted model, not a curated record. Lineage: Eukaryota; Metazoa; Mollusca; Gastropoda; Architaenioglossa; Ampullariidae. The transcript has 5 exons.